Molecule: messenger RNA, 11243 nt
Organism: Sebastes umbrosus (honeycomb rockfish)
Lineage: Eukaryota; Metazoa; Chordata; Actinopteri; Perciformes; Sebastidae
Gene: zzef1
Product: zinc finger, ZZ-type with EF hand domain 1
Exons: 54
Coding region: 180-9377 (3065 amino acids)
Biological process (GO): regulation of synaptic plasticity; protein ubiquitination
Cellular component (GO): postsynapse
Molecular function (GO): ubiquitin-like protein ligase activity; zinc ion binding; calcium ion binding
Source: RefSeq, a predicted model, not a curated record
UGGGCACGUUGACGUCCAGUACGUCAAUGCGGUAGUAAGUGAACGUUGGAGAGGCGGAGAGCUGCUCUAUCUGUAGGUUAGAGAGGUGGUCUGUGAUCAGACCCGGUUCUACCGUUUCUAAACCGACACCCGAGAGGGCCGCAGAGAUUUACCGGGGAGCCACGGUGAAACACAAAACCAUGGGUAACGCGGAGAGCGGCUGCGGUGGAGGCAGCGGCGACGAGGAAGACGUGGAAACGGAGAGCCCCGGCUUCGCGGAAGACAGUCCGGCCUCUGCGGCCAACGCCGUCGGUGUAGGAGGAGGCGGCGGCGGUGGAGGUGCUGGAGGAGGAGGCUCCAACUCUGGGAGAAGCGGAAGAGGAUCGAAUACCAUACCCGUUCCCACCGGUGGACCACCGAACCCCGGUGUGCUCCUGGAGCAAGUGAAGCUGAGAGAAGCGGCUGCUCGCAUUAGUGACUCAGGUGUCGCCAUUCAGGAGUCUGUCCUCGCUGGGAACGAGGGCGUCCUGGUGCGGUGGCUGGAGGACCGGUUAAACCGAGGAGAGGAGUCCGUCAAUGUGGAGCAGUUCUGCGAGAUGUUGGAGAGCAGAGAUGCACCCAGAGAUGAAUGUGAAGAGGCCUUUGGACAGUUCGAUGCAGAGGGGGAUGGGGUGGUGGAUGUGGAGAGCAUGCUGAUGGCUCUGAAGAACUCCAACGGAGCUAAUCUAAAGGGAGAGCUGAGUCAUGUGAUAAGACAGCUACAGGCGUGCUCCCUAACCCCAGGUUUUGUUGAUAUAUUCUCCAAGACAAAAGACCGGUUAGGGGCACACGCCUCUAAGAUCCUUAAAUUCUUACACAGGAAUCGUAUUCCCAGCAGUUCCAUCCCCUUCCCUAUUUUAGAGGGCUACAACAGUAUCUGCACCAUGAGGUCCAGCGUGGUCCAGGACUUCUUGGAAUUCCUCUUGCAGAAGGAGAAAGAUUUAGAUAUCCAGUACAGAGCAGAGCUGGACCGUGAUCCGGAGGUGGAUAAAGUCAAGGUGGUCACGCAGUGCUACAGCACAAUAGAAUCUUCGUCCAAUGUUGCAGACAUUUACAAGAUGACAAAUGGGGAAACUGCAUCUUUCUGGCAGUCGGACGGCAGUGCACGCUCGCACUGGAUAAGAUUGAAAAUGAAACCAGACGUGGUUUUGAGACGUCUGGCCAUCGCCGUGGCUUCUAAUGACCACAGCUACAUGCCUCAGCUGGUAUCCGUUGCCGUCGGGAAAAACCGGCGUUCCCUGCAGGAGAUCAGAGACAUCCGCAUCCCCAGCAAUGUCACAGGCUACGUAGCCCUCUUGGAGAAUGCCAACAUCACACACCCCUACAUCCAAAUCAACAUCAAGCGGUGCCUGAGCGACGGAUGCGACACACGGAUUCAUGGCUUGAAGACGCUGGGAUAUCAGAUUACCAAGAGUAAAGAGGUGUCUGUCUCGGACGCUUCAGCCAUCUGGUACCUGUCUCUCCUCACCUCCUUGGUCACGGCAUCCAUGGAGACCAACCCCGCAUUGGCUCAGACUGUCCUUCACAGCACACAAAAAGCCUUACAGCACAUGCCACCGUUGUCCCUAACACCAUCGUCCACAGAGUUCCCCAAGUUCUUCUCUUUGAACAUCCUGGAGGAGGUGGAUGGAUUUCUCCUCAGGAUAGCAGACUGCUGUGUGAGUCCUGAUGCCGAGUUGACCCUCCUGGCCUUCGCUCUGGCCAGAGGCAGCGUUGCAAAAGUGCUCCAAGCCUUGUCCUGCAUCAGCGACCAUUUAGAGACCGAGUACAAGGCCUCCUCCCUCAUCGUGUCCAUGGCCUCCGUUAGGCUGCGACUACUUAAUCGCAACGGGAAGCCCCUCCAGUUGCACCUACAGGCCUGUGAUGUGAAGAGUAAAGAGGAGAAAUCAGGACCAGAGAACAUGCUCACAGAAUCAUCCACUGGAGACGGUUUUCUCACAGAAAGCAGCAGGAAGAAAGCCAGUGUGAUCCUGUCAACAGAGGACCAGAGUAACUUCCAGGUCACUCAGAUGAAGAUCAAAGUGCGAAAAGGAACCAUCGGAGCAAAAUGCGGCUUGGUGUUUGCGUACAAGGAGGAAGACCCUUUUGAUGCAGAGAAACAUUUCAAGAGGUUCAAAAAGUAUGACUCGUGGGACUACAAGGACUACAAAGAGUUUGUGCAAGACAAUGUGAAGAUUCCAACCCAGUCGGAGGACGAGCCGAUUGGCUGGUUCGAGCUCGAGGAUGACUGGAACGACGUGGAGAUCAAGCUGCAGCAGUGUCGCGUUGCAAAGUUCCUGAUGGUGAAAUUCCUCUGCACCAGGCAGGACUCUGCUGAGCGCCUGGGAGUGCAGUCCCUCAGCUUCAGUGGCUACCUGUGCCCCGGGCCAGAGAGGCUCGGAGACCUGGACGACCUCAGUCCAGAGGGGGAGAGCUUCGACUGUGAUGCUGUCACCGGCCUUUGUCUACUUAACAAGACACUAUUCUUCAUACAGCAGCUUACACGAGACAUGGAUGCCUCUCACUUCAAGCAGAAGUAUCUUCUGGACUUCAGUGGUCUCGCUCUGAACCUCUUCUGGACCUUCUACAGUAAACUCGGGAAGAUUGACGGAGAGGAGGUGUUGAAGAGCAGAGUUCUGCUGCUCCAGCUGAUGCAGAACUGUUUCCCCAUGCUGCCCAACCCACUGGAGCCCCGGGGCCCAGAGGAGAGCAAAGGGCCCGACGAGGGAGCCGCAGCAGCGGCUUGUCCAUCCACGUCCAGCAGUGCAGAGCCUCUGUCUGACUCUGUCAGGGCAGUCAAUGAACUCUACACUCACCUCUGCCACAUUGUGGACGGUCCAGAGGGUGAGACAUCAGUGGAAAAAGCUCUGCACAAGGAAGCAGUUAAAUCCAUUCUUAAUGGAGCAGCUGUUUUCUUCCCCGAUAAACACAUCAGGCGGGACAAACUCUUCCACAUGAUGAAAAAUAUCACCGAACAGGAUCAGCCAGAGUCAGUGAAGGUGACGUUUGAAUCGCUUUGUAAUUACUUCAGUGACCAGGAUCCAAGUGGCCUUCUCCUGCUCCCACCUAAAGGGGCUCCCGCGGACUUUGACAUCAGCCCCAUUCUGUCAGUUAUGGAGACGUUGCUGCUGGUGGCAACAAGAGAGUGUGAGGUGAUGAUGGUGGAUGAGAACAGUGGAGCCAGCAGGACGGUGUUGCUGUCCUUGUUCUGGGCUCUGCAGGGCAGUCUGAUCUCCUGGUGCUACCUACAGCUCAAAGGAGGAGCCGCCACCACUAUCGCCAUGGAGCUGGCCAGAGACAUCCUUCUAAAAUACGUGGAUCAGUUCCUCGGAAGUAUCAAAGGUGUCCUCGGUUCGCUGCUGGGGAGGUACACUGGUGCUCAAAUUACUGACAAACUAGGCAGCUCCAUCCUAGCCACAGUCUUCAGACAACUGAUGAUUUUACUCCUGGAGCUGUGCUCUUUGGACAUCCCUCACAGCGUGCUGCUGAAGAGCUUCUCCUCUCUGGUCGAGCUGCUCAAAAGCCUGUCCAGUGAUACUGGAGACAUCUUUUCUAAGGCGGAUCAGGAGAGCUGGCACCAGCCCCAGCAACCAGUGGUGCUGAGGACCUGGAGCAUGGAGUCCCCUCACAACUAUGAGAAUAGCCGCCACGAGACCAGCAUCUUUGCCUGCCCUGGUGCUACCUCCUUUGAGGUGGAGUUUGAUGAACGCUGUGAGACAGAGAAGAGAUACGACUACCUAGAGUUCACAGAUUCUAGAGGUGGGAAGGUCCGCUAUGACAUGAAGGUUGGAAGUGAAAAGUGGCCAAAGAAGGUGACGUUUGACGCGGGCCCUCAACUCCAGUUCCUCUUCCACUCUGAUAGCAGUAAUAACGAGUGGGGUUACAAGUUCACUGUGACGGCCCUGGGUCUGCCAGAUAUCACUAUUUCUUGGAUGUCAGACCUGCAGCUGCUGGUGGCUCGCCUGAUGGGUCGCCUUGCUUCCAGAACCCUCGCCUUGAAAUCCCCCCACGAGAUACGUACUGUUAAAGAGCUUCCACCAGGGAAAAUGUCCCACGUUCAGUCUUCUCCUUUAUGGAAACCCAUUCUGCGACACGGGUUGUGUGAAACAAGGGAGACGAUUCAGAUCAAAACACCCACAGACCAGACAAAUGCAUGGACGCUUGAUGAGUUAAUGAGCUUCCUGGAGGACUUUGCCCGUUGGAAUCCUUCCCUGGAACCGACAGACAGCAGGACGAAGCUGAUGAAGACCCUCAUGCAGUCCUGCAGAAAACAGCCAAUGAGGAACGAGAUUGCUGCCGGGUCAAAGACAGACCAGGCUGUGAAUGCCAUCUGGUCGGCCAUGGUGUACCAUACACCGGCCCUCAACCAUGCCCUGAGGACCUAUGUUAAUCAGGACUGCAAAUCCUGUUUAAAUGAAGAGUUUGUGCAGGUGUAUUCAUUGGCAGACAGCAUCAGAACGUGGAUGUUGGAGAUGAAACAGAGAUACCUAGUUAGCAAAAUGAACGUUCCUGACGAGAAGGAAGGGGGUCACGAUGAGGUUUCCAUGGAGACGCUAGCUGAGACAUGCAUCGAGAAGAGCCUCCUGCUCUUCAGAUUCACCCCUUGUGGAGUACCGUACCAGGACAACGACUCUUCCAAAGCUGCAGAGGGCUGCCGCGCUCCAUUCCUCCGCUCUAGCUCCAUCUCGGAAGGGGACUUCCAGGCCAGCUGCACUCAGGGACCUCAGACUGCAGGCUGCGAGGAGGGCGUGGACGCCAGGGCAGAACAGAGCCAGCCCCCCGGUGCUCAAGCGCAAAACUCAUCUUCUUGUGGACACGGCAGACAAGGCCACAGAGGCUCCACAGAGAGCAUCUCCUCCCAGACAGGGGAGCCGGCCUCGCCCUCCGCCCUCUCCCGCAAAGCCCCGUUCAGCCGGGCCCGCCUACGCCUCCUGUCCUGUCGAUCUAUAGAAGAGCCUCGCAUGACCCCCUCUGUCAAGGAUCGCUACCCAAUACUCAAACACAUCCUGAAUUUUAUAAGGGACCAGGCUCUCACAACAGCAAGCAUUCUGCAGACCCUGGCCCUGAGCAAAGCCCAGGCUCUGAGUGUGUGCAAGGUCCUGGAGAUGGUUCAGCAGUGUUUACAUUCCCUGGGAAGGCCUCACCUCUUCCAAGCCCCCUGCAUCCUGUUCCUACAGGAGCUGCUGGCAUGCCAGAAAGACUUCACCAGUUACUUCUCUCAGUUGUCGGACAGCGGGCAGAAGCUCGGAGAGGAGGUGAGGCGUUCCUACCAUCAGCUGGUGCUCAUGCUGGUGGAGGCAGUACAAGGCUUCAGCAGCCUCAACGAGAAAGCCCUGCUACCAGCCCUGUCGUGUGUGCAGACCUGCUUGUUGCACCUUCUAGACAUGAGCUGGGAGGUACAUGACCUUCCUCUCUUCCUGGAUAUCAAGCUUCCUGACCUCCUGCUCAGCAUGUCCCAGGAGAACAUCAGUGUUCAUGACAUCGCCAUCAGUCAAUGGACAGAAGAGGAUGAAAUCGCAGACUACAAGAAGAACCAGGAGUGGAUGGAUGAGUGCAUGGACGGGAUGUUUGAGAAGUGGUACGACAAAAUCGAUGAAGAGGACUCCAUGGAGGACAGGAGAAAGAUGCACAUGUUCAUUGCACGCUACUGUGACCUGCUCAAUGUGGUGAUCUCCUGCGACGGCUGUGAGAGGAUGGCACCUUGGCACCGCUACCGAUGUCUGCAGUGCAUGGACAUGGACCUCUGCAAGACCUGCUUCCUCAGCGGUGCCAAGCCUGAGGGCCAUGAAGAUGACCACGAGAUGGUGAACAUGGAAUACGCCUGUGACCACUGCCAGGGGCUCAUUGUGGGCAGCAGGAUCAACUGCAACGUCUGUGAAGACUUUGACCUGUGCUUUGGUUGUUACCAUGCAAAGAAGUACCCCGACAGCCACCUGCCCACCCAUCGGAUCACGGUGUACCCCAUGGUGACCAUACGAAUCAGUGACCGCCACCGCUUGAUCCAGCCCUACAUCCACAACUACUCCUGGCUACUGUUUGCUGCUUUGGCCCUCUACACGUCAGAACUGAGCAGUCAGAAGCGGAUGGAGGGAGAGUCUUUGGAGUGCAGCACCUUGAGCCAGGCCUCGGCCCUGCAGACACACUGCUCCCAACUCAUCACUGAUUGUUUGCUGAAGGGGCAAACUGGCAAAGGUCUACGUUCCUCGGCCUUGCUCGCCCUGCUGUCGUCCAACGAAUCGGCUUCUGAUAGUGAGCUGUGUCCGGUCUCUCCAGAGUCCUCUCAGGAGCUCAGCACAGCCACCAACACCUCCCUCCCCGGCAGCACCGCAGCAAUCUGCUCCCCGUCGUCUCCCAGGGACAAGAAUAAAGAAUCAGGUAAGGAGAACAAAACAAAGGAGGUGGGCUCUCCUCCCCCGGCUCCUUCAGCAGAGGUGACACCCCCCUUAAGCACUGGAGAGGGGGAGAAACUGAAGCUGGUUACCCAGGACACCCUGGACUCCUCCAGCCUCAGCCAGACGCCUUCUGUGUCCAGUGAGGACCCCCUUUCUCCUGUGGUCCGCCCUUCAGAGUCUGGUCCAGGAGCAGUCAACUCUCCAGCAUCUGACGUCAUCAAGGAGACAGACGAGAGGCUGCCCCAGGUUCCCCUUCAGGAGCAUGUGUUUUCAGAGUGCUCCAGAGAGAGGAUCCUGGGACUGCUAGCAGCCAUGCUGCCACCAGCCAAACCAGGCAACACCCUGUCUCUGCCCAGUCUGAACUCCAUCCUGCCCAAGCUGUUCAGGGCAGUCAUUUCCAACGCUGGCUCUCUCAACGAGACCUACCACCUCACCCUGGGACUACUGGGUCAGCUGCUGCUCCGAAUCCCUCCGACGGAGGCCGACACUGCCGUCACAGAGGCCCUGGCUGACAAAUACGACUUGCUAGCACAAGGAGAGGCAGCCAGUUCAGACACCCAGGGCUGGAAGACCACCCAGCUGCUUUUCAGCCUGGGGGCCGUCUGUUUAGACAGUCGUAUCGGUCUGGAUUGGGCGUGCACAGUGGCAGACAUUUUACACAGUCUGAAUGCUUGUCUUGAGUGGAGCACAGUCAUCGCCGCCUUCACUGACCACUGUAUCCAGCAGCUGCCACAAACCCUCAAACGCACCAACCUCUUCACCCUGCUGGUGCUGGUGGGCUUCCCUGAGGUGCUGUGUGUGGGAACCCAGACGGUGUUUAUUGACAACGCCAAUGAGCAGCACAACAUGAUCUUGCUCAAACACUUCACAGAAAAGAACCACGCCGCGGUGGUGGAUGUUAAGACACGCAAGAGGAAAACAGUGAAGGACUACCAACUCAUCCAGUCUCAGGAUUCCACUGCAGGUGGUCUCCCAGGGCAGAUAGAGAGCCAGGACUCCCCGAAGACCCUGCUCAGCCGCUACCUGAUCAAUUUCACCUCCAUCAUCAGCCACCUGCUGCAGGCCAGCCAGGACAAUGGCUCUCCUGAUGCUGUGGAGGCGUCCUGGGUUCUUUCCUUGGCCCUUAAAGGCCUCUACAAUACACUGAAGAAACAUGGAGUAGAGCAAGCCCAGGAGGACAUCCAGCAGUCGGGACUGACCCAGCUGCUGGUGAGGAAGUGCAGCAAAGGGACAGGCUUCAGCAAGCUGUGGCUGCUGCGAGAUCUAGAGAUCCUCUCCAUCAUGCUCUACUCCUCCAAGAGGGAGAUCCACUCCAUGGCCCAGGACCCAGAGCGAGACCAAAGAGAGCAGGACAAGGAGCACGACUCCGACCACUCCAGCUGCGGCCCCGACGAGACCGACGUCAACAAGCCCGACCCUUUAGAGGGUCUCGACGAGGAGACAAAGAUUUGCUUCCAGAUCACCCACGAUGCCUUAAACGCCCCUCUGCCCAUCCUGCGAGCCAUGUACGAGCUGCAGAUGAAGAGAACGGACUCCUUCUUCCUGGAGGUUCAGAAGAGAUUUGAUGGAGAAGAGAUAAAAACAGAUGAGACAAUUCGGACGCUGGCUCAGAAGUGGCAACCAAACAGGCGGCCUCGCUCUGAGGAGAGGAACACCAAGGCCGUGGACACUGAUAUGAUCGUGGUGUCAUGCGUGUCUAAACCCAGUCACUGUGAAAAGGCCACAGAGGAGAUCAACGUAGUGGCCCAGAAGCUCAUCACGAAUUCAGAGACUGACUUGCAGCUCAGCUACGCCAAACAGAGGCGCACCAAAAGUUCAGCUCUCCUGCACAAGGAGCUGGACGUGCGCAGCAAUCGGGCAGUCCGUCAAUACCUGGUGAAGGUCAACCAGGCCAUCGCCACGCUGUACGCCCGCCACGUGCUGGCCUCGCUCCUGGCCGACUGGCCCGCGGAGGCGGCGCUGAGCGAGGAGGCCCUGGAGCUGAACGGCGCCUCGCACAUGGCCUAUAUCCUGGACAUGCUGAUGCAGCUGGAGGAGAGGCCGCUCUGGGAGAAGAUUCUCCAGAGGGUGCUGAAGGGUUGCAGCCAGAGUAUGCUGUGCAGUCUGUCCCUCACUGCUUGCCAGUUCAUGGAGGAGCCGGGCAUGGCCGUGCAGAUCAGGGAGUCCAAACACCCAUAUGACAACAACACCAACUUUGAGGACAAGGUGCACAUCCCAGGGGCCAUCUACCUGUCAGUAAAGUUUGACUCCCGCUGCUACACAGAGGAAGGCUGCGAUGAGCUCAUCAUGUCCAGCAGCAGUGAUUUCCUCCAGGACGUCCACAACUUCAGUGGCUCCCCUCAGAAGUGGUCCGAUUUUGAGAUUCCCGGUGAUACCCUGUACUACAGAUUCAUGUCAGAUAUGAGCAACACAGAGUGGGGCUACAAGUUCACCGUCACAGGAGGCCACAGAGGGCGUUUCCAGACAGGUCGGCCAGGUCGUCACCCUCUCUGCCUCUCUUUUGCUCGCCUCCAAUCAGGUUUUGAGAUACUGAAGCAAAUGUUAGCAGAUGACCAAGUGCUCGGUCACCUGCCACUGGCUGACAUCUGGGAGUGGCAGGUGGGCGUGGCCUGUCGCCAGACGGGGAACCAGCGACUGAAAGCCAUUCACUUGUUGCUCCGCCUCCUGCAGUGUCAGUCCCAGACAGCCUGUGAGCUGACGCUGCUGCGACCUCUGUGGCAGCUCUUCAUGACUAUGGAAAACAGCCUGAGCCAGGAUCCCACCAGUAUCACCGUGCUGCUGCCUCUUCACCGAGCCCUCACUGAACUCUUCUUCAUCGCAGAGGCCCGUGCCAUUGCUCAGGGCAUCCUCCAGGAGUACUUGUUAGCCAUGACUACGGACGAGACGCUCCUCAAUCACACCGCAAUGGCUCUGAAGAACAUCGCUGCCAUCAGCCUGGCUAUCAAUUACCCCAAUAAAUCUACCAAGCUGCUCAACAUGUCCCCUUGAGAGGUCCACUGAGAGAGAGAGGAGGAGAACAACCGGAAAAAGGGGGACGCGUCCUGACUCAGCUGAACGAGGGGACGGGGAGGUGAGGGAGGAAAAGCUCCCCGACCAUCCAGUGCUUUCCUUCUAAAGGGACCCCCUCCACGCCGGUAACUCUCAGCAGCACUCUGGUCCGGAGCUGUGGAGGGGUACUCCGAGAGCACUUUCCACACUUACUCACAAUCCUUUUUGCCUUAGGUUAAACCGGUAUAUCAGCAUGUGCAUUCACUGGAACAGGAACAAUUGCGGGGUCUCUCUUUCUUUUCUGUUUUUUAAGUUUUUUACUUGAAGAUGCUAAAGGACAUGAAGUGUGCCAAAUUCGCGACCUUCAAGGGGAAGUAUAUUCCUUUUUUUUCUGCCUUUGUUCCUCCUUAAAAGCAGCCACUCUGGGUUACAUAGUUGAUCAUGGUGAAAACAGGUCACCAUGGCGACUUGCGUGUCUCUGUGGACAUGUAAAGCAUCCUAAAAAUACUGUCCAGGACAGUGGAGUCUCAUUAGUCACCAUGGGGAGAAAGUGCUGACCUACUAGCUCAUUCCACUCCUUCCUUCCUUCCUUCCCUCCCUCCUUCUAUCAUUUGAUCUACACCUCCUUUCUUCCUAGCCACCUUCAUUAUUUACUUCUUUCCUUUUCUGACAACAGUAGUAGAUGAUGAUAUUUUUUGUUUUAGGGCUCCUGUUGAAGGGAAGGAUCGGUAUAUCAUCACAGAUAUCCGAACCAUAUAUCUGAUCUGCGACUUUCUGUCAUGAUGACACGUGUAAUGUGCACUAAGACCCGCUUCAGAACUGCUGACAGUUUGAUCGGGCCGAACGGGAUUAAGAUGAUACUCAAAUAGCCAUAGUCUUUGCAUAGGAUGAGAAUUAUCAUUACAGCUGAGGGAAAACUGUGAUAAUAUACUAUUGCAAUGCAUUCCUCCGUGUUAUUCUAUCAAUAUGUUGAAGUAUUUUCACUCCAUUACUAGUGAAUGAAUGAACGACCAUUAUGAUGUCAAAUGAAGAUGAAUAACAGCAAACAAAUCAUAGAGAAACCCCGAAUCUCUUAAAGGCCUUCAGUUUUAUCCACUGAUUUAUUUAUUAUUAUUUUAUCUAAUGUAUAAUUACAUUCAUUUUUCACAGCAGUGAAAGAAACAAUUCUCAUAAAUUAUAGUGUAUGACACUAUCAUGUGCCCAUCAUACUUGCCAACCUUGAGAUCUUAAAUAUAGGGAGGAUUUAAAAGCAGGCGUUCGGUGGGUCCUCCCCCAGAACAAUUUCAGUUUCAGAGACCUUGUUUCCUGCAUUUUGGUGACUUAAAGAAUUUAAAUAACAAAAUAAUAAGUACGUUGCAACGGCAUUUUUAUGUUAAACUUUUGAUUUUACCUUUAAUUCUCAGGAAAGAAAACUGAAUGAUUCGCCCCUUCUGGCGUAAACCAAUAUUCAUCAGUUUUUAGUCAUUCAUUUUUUGCCCCUGCUUGAUUAUUUCUUUCAGAUUUCAAUUUCUCCGUCUCUCACUCACUGAAGGUCCUUUCAGACGCAACGGCACCACCGCGCUCUGAAACCCAUUAUUUCCAACGGCUUGCGCCGCGCCACUGCAGCUUUUUCACUACAUCGAGCAAAGCCAGACUUUGGGCGCUGCACGCUGUGGCGAGCGCACAAACCCCAAGGAAGUGCACCGGGCUGUGAAGCAAAUUUUUGUAGUGGCCAAACGGCGGUACAACAACUUCUGUGUCCGUCAUGUGAUGCCGUCAUGUGAUGCCGACGUCCGUAACUCAGCGGAUCAUUUUUUUUAGGUAAAUCAACUUCCCAGUACGAACACUUGAAUAGCCCUUAUUUAAAUUAUUAGGUCUUAAAAAAUU